Molecule: messenger RNA, 1323 nt
Organism: Salvia splendens (bonfire salvia)
Lineage: Eukaryota; Viridiplantae; Streptophyta; Magnoliopsida; Lamiales; Lamiaceae
Product: lysine-specific demethylase JMJ30-like
Source: RefSeq, a predicted model, not a curated record
AUAUUUAGCCAUCUCACUGCACCUUCCCUUAAAAAGCGCCCAAAAUAUCUCCCACCAUUCUGUACCGAUUUCUCAUGUCCCUCGACACCCCAAUCCUCGACUCCCAACUCCCCUCGCUUCUGCACCAAAUCUCACAAGAAGGUGGCUACGCCUUCACCUCCAUCGCCGCCCACGCCGCCACCGGCGACACCCGUGCUGCGGAGGCAGCCAGGGAUCUGGCCUGGGAGCAGCUCCACUCGGCGGGGCCCUGGCACUCCGUCGUCCCCAUUUGGCGGGACGCCUACGCAAUUGCCUCCCUCCACGUCGCCAAAUGCCAUUUGCUCUCCUGCCCUCGACAUGGGCCUCAUCAUGGGCGGAUUCACGCUGCGCGAUGACUUGAAUCUCUGCAUUCGCAAAACCAUCCUAGCUUUGAGAGACAGGGAUUCCGGCGACGACCAUCACUAGAAGGCUGAGUGGUAUGAGGAUUUCAACUUGGCGGAGGUCGGAAGAAACUACUUAUCCCAAGAUUGAAAGCAAGAGCUUAUGACAAUCUUUGAGUUUCUGGAGAGGAUUCAAUCUGGUCACUGUUCUCCUUCAAGCACAACCUAUUUAGCACAACAUCAAUUGUUUGAUCAGGCAUGCAUAUGAUUGUAGAAACCAUCCUUGGUCUUAAUAAAAAUUAAACUUACUCAACACUUUCUAAUUUUGCAAUAUCAAAAUGCCAAAGACAAGAACUAAAGCAGGAUUUGUUAUACCUGAUUGCCGUUUUGCUGGUGGGGGAGAGAUCAGGUCACUUAAUGCUUGGUUUGGUCCACUUGGGACAGUAACCCCUUUGCAUCAUGAUCCUCACCAUAAUAUACUUGCACAGGUUGCUGGUAAAAAGUAUAUAAGGCUUUACCUGCCCUCAUCGUCGGAGGAACUUUACCCUCACACCGAGACUAUGCUCUGCAAUUCCAGUCAGGUUGAUCUGGACAAUAUAGAUGAAGAAGAGUUUCCCAAGAUAUUGGAUUUGGGAUUCAUGGAUUGCAUGCUAGAGGAAGGAAUGCUAUAUAUCCCUCCAAAGUGGCACUAUGUUCAUUCUCUUACUAAGAGUUUUUCAGUUAGCUUUUGGUGGAGCGUCGAUGGAAAUUAUCCGGAGUGAUGGACACUACAUUCUGCAGUCCAGUUUAAUCGCACCUCUCCUAUUCAUCUCACAUCAUUUUGGUAGAAUAAAGUGUGUUGACAUAUUCUGCUGAACAUUAUUUGUGGUUGCUGAUAUGCACAUGAACAUCAAAAUGCACUCUUGAAAAAUAAUGAAAAAAAUAAAAGAAGUAAUCUUUGGAAAGUAUUAUUGGAAAUGAUAAA